Messenger RNA from Blastomyces gilchristii SLH14081, 129 nucleotides. RefSeq lists its product as uncharacterized. The transcript has a single exon. The record is from RefSeq and is a predicted model, not a curated record. Bases 1 to 129 code for a protein of 42 amino acids. Lineage: Eukaryota; Fungi; Ascomycota; Eurotiomycetes; Onygenales; Ajellomycetaceae.
AUGGCGGUCUAUGCUAUUUUCUUCUUUUUUCAUGAAUUUAUUCAACAAGCGGUAAACGUUCUUUCUCUGGAGCCGGGAUGGCUCGGAUCGAUUGGCAGGAAAGUCAUCCAGGAGACAAAGAAAAGUUAA